AUGGCCGAAGGUGCAGAGAUUUAUGAGGAUGAAGAUGCGGUGGAGCUCCUCCCUUUGAGACUUUAUUACAAGCCCUCAGAAAGCACGGAUUGGAGACAACAUCAGGGCAGGUGGAUUAAUUUUCAACAGGAAAAUGCAGAUGCUGGGAAGAGAAAGGCUGAUGAGCUCAGGACCAUGGAGAAAAAUGAGGUUAGGAGGGUUCUUGAGCGCCCCACUCAUUUGCCUCUCAUCGCUGCGGACUAUAAAGUCAUGGAUUUGAUCACCUGCGCCACCGAACAAGUCCAAGAGUUUAAAGAAUUAAGGGAACAGACCAUAACCCUUCAUGACCAACGUCUCAAAAUCAUUUACAAAGACUUGGUCAACCAAGAGGCGUUGAUUCAUCAUGUCCAUGAUCAAAUUUCUACACUCUUGAGGGCACUUAAAGGGACAGCCACUAAAAUUCAAACCACCUAUGAUGAAGCAAGGGUCUGCGAAGAGAAAGCAGCAGACGCAGCGAGAGCAACAGAAGUGAUGUUUAGGGCCACCCAUGAGAACUUGAUUUCAGAUGAUGAUUAUUACCUCAUUGUCUCCGAAUGCGUUUACACUAUGAAGAACAGGUUCUUGGAGAGGUAUGCUUCCACAGACCAAAGAAUUAAAAAUUUCAUUGGGAAUUCUCAAGCAUUCUGGGAUGCUUGGGGGGAGCUGGUGCCCUUACCAAGGUUGCCCUAUAUGAUGCAUUACACCGACUGUACGUUACAGAUGGAGCAGAAGGAACGGGAAAUGGGAUCGGCAACUUUGGUUAAAGGGGAAUUCAAGAAGAAGUUAGGAAAAAUGGUUGAGGAGCAGGGGAAAAUAAGGGCAGAGCUUAAGGAGAGGGUAGUGGCUCAAGGCACAUUGGUGCAUGAGGAAGUCGAGGAAUCCAAGUUAACGGAUUUGGUAUCAGAGGAAGCUUCUACUUCCAAGGUGCCUGUGGUGUCAGAGACCAGAUCGAGACGAAGGAAUGUCUCCAUGGCGGAGGGCUUCAGCCUCAGCGACUUAUGCCAGGAGCGCUGUGCCAAGUUACCCAUGCCCUAA
Messenger RNA from Cantharellus anzutake, 1053 nucleotides. RefSeq lists its product as uncharacterized. Bases 1 to 1053 code for a protein of 350 amino acids. The transcript is spliced from 2 exons. The record is from RefSeq and is a predicted model, not a curated record. Lineage: Eukaryota; Fungi; Basidiomycota; Agaricomycetes; Cantharellales; Hydnaceae.